UAGUUUGGGAGGGGUGGGGGUUAUAAUGUGUUUGACACGUGAAGUUUCAGCGAAGGCUUCCGAAUGUGUUCGAACUUAUAUAUUUUCAUGUUUUAUUCACUUCGUAUGGUGUGGAUUGGUUUAAGGGCGACUCUGGAUUAAGAAACGUACACCCUGGUAUUCGAUGAAACCGCGCACUGAAGUUCCAACUGGAAAGCUAUCGGGUCUUGCGGAUUUCUGGUUAAAGAAGCGAGGAAUGAGGGUGAAUAUUUUUAAGUGCAUAGGCUAUCUUUAAUUCUACGCGAGACUGUGGACGUGGAGUACUGCAGACACCAUGGCGGCCCAGGGCGACUCUUUGAGCGGCUACAUGCAACAGUCGGACCCGGGCUCAAAUAGCGAAUGCAGCGCAGACUCUCCGGUCCCGGGCGGCGAGGAUGACUGCAGCGGACCGCCGGCUCCUCCAGACCCGGAGUGGACUGAAGAGCGAUUUCGCGUGGAUCGUAAGAAACUGGAAGUCAUGUUAUUAGCUGGCACGGAGGGGCAGAUCAACGGAGGAGAAGAUUUCUUUCAGAAGGUUAUGGAGGAAACAAAGACCCAGAUUGCCUGGCCUUCGAAAUUGAAGAUUGGUGCCAAGUCUAAAAAAGAUCCACACAUCAAAGUCUGCGGAAAGAAGGAGAGAGUGAAGGAGGCCAAAGAGAAGAUCAUGUCUGUCCUCGAUGCAAAAGGCAGCCGCGUCACGCUGAAGAUGGACGUGUCCCACACAGAGCACUCCCACGUCAUCGGGAAAGGAGGCAACAACAUCAAGAGGGUGAUGGAAGAAACAGGCUGCCACAUCCACUUCCCCGACUCCAACCGCAACAACCAGGCGGAGAAGAGCAACCAGGUGUCCAUCGCAGGCCAACCAGCUGGGGUGGAGACAGCCAGAGUUAAAAUCAGGGAGCUCCUCCCCCUGGUGCUGACGUUCGAGCUCCCGCCGAUGGUCCAGCCGGACCCGGGCUCCCCCGCGGUGCAGCACAUCUCCCAGACCUACGGCAUCUCCGUGUCCUUCAAGCUGCGGUCCCGCCUGUACCGCACCACAGUUACGGUCAGGGGCUCGCAGGACAACGCCGCCGCGGUCAAGACGGGGACCGCGCUGCUGCUGGAGCACCUGACGGGGGGCCUGGGCGGGGCUGUUUCGGUGAGCACCCACCUGGACAUCGCGCCCCAGCACCACCUCUUCCUGAUGGGCCGCAACGGCGGCAACGUGCGGCACGUCACCCAGAGCACCGGCGCCCAGCUGCACUUCCCCGACCCCAGCAGCCCGCACAAGAAGUCCGCCGUCUACCUCCAGGGCUCGGUGGAGUCCGUCUGCCUGGCACGCCAGCAUCUCAUGGGCUUUCUUCCCCUGGUCCUGAUGUUUGACAUUAAGGAGGACAUGGAGGUGGAGCCGCAGUGCCUGACUGGUCUGAUGGAGCGGCUGGACGUCUUCGUCAGCAUCAAGGCCAAGGUCAAACAGCCCAGCAAGACGGUGAUCGUGAAGAGCGUGGAGAGGAACGCCAUGAACAUGUACGAAGCCCGGAAGGUUCUGCUGGGCCUGGAGCACAGCGGGGUGCCCGUACCCCAAAACAGCAGCCCGCCCCCCCUGGCCUGCACUGCGGGACUGGACAUCCUGGCCUCAGCCGGUCUGGGGCUCACCAGCCUGGGCCUCGGUGCUCCCAGUGGGGGGGGCUCCUCUACCCCCAGCCUCCUCCUCACCCCCCUCAGAAGCUCAGCGAGCCCCCUGCAGCCCCCUGCGCCCAGCCCCGCCCCCCAACGCCACGCCCCGUCCAGCCCCGCCCUGUGGGCCGGCCCCCUCAGCACCCCGCCCAGCACUGCAGGCUUGUCAUCCCAGCUGAUGAUGCACCCGGCCGCCCAGGCCACUCUGAGGACCCUCCUCCUGACGGGGGCCCAGGGCUACGCCCGCAGCGCCCCCUCCCCUCCCCCCGGCCUGGCCCCCAUCGACACGCAGGCCAGCAGCCUGCCGGACUGCGGGAAAACAGCCCGCUCUCUCAACGGCCACAUCAAACACCCCUGCUCGGUUUACGGCAGAAUGUCUUCGACGUCGCUGGCGGACCAGGUCCUAAGCCCCUCCCACAGCGACCCGGCGCAGGACGCCGGCGGUCACUGUCCCGCCGAGCCGCGGUCCGGCAAGUCCGGAUCCGACCAAGGCUCAGACACGUUCGUGGAGGUGGGGAUGCCCAGGAGCCCGUCACACUCGGCCAGCAGCGGCGAGCUGAAGAAGAUGCUGCCUUCCUGUCAGACCACCGGCGGGAGCCGCCAUUCCGUGGAGCUCCGACAGGGACCCCACAACCCCCACCUGCACUCCGACCGGCUGCUCUCAGACGCGGAGGCGAGCCGCGCGGAGAGCCCGAUGGCGGAUAAGCGGGCGCCAGGCAGCGAGAGGGCGGCGGAGAGAGCGGCGCAGCAGAGCUCAGACAGACUCCGCCUCGCACCACAGGCCUCCUUCAUCAGCAUGGAGGCGUUCGAUUAUGAACACAAAAAGCUAUUAGCAACCAAAGCCAUGCUGAAGAAGCCCGUGGUGACGGAGGUGCGGACCCCCACCAACACCUGGAGCGGCCUGGGCUUCUCCAAGUCCAUGCCUGCGGAGGCCAUCAAGGAGCUGCGCCGAGCCAAUCACGUGCCCUACAAGCCGACCAUGAGCACCACCUACGAGGACUCCCCCCUGCCCCUGUCAAACACCCUCGAGGGCGUGGCGGGGGCGGCGGGCAGCGACUCAGACAACUGGAGGGACAGGAAUGGCGGGGACCUCAGGGGCCACUCCGAAUUUGCGGCAUCCGUCGGCAGCCCCAAGAGGAAGCAGACCAAAUCAGUGGAGCUCUACCUGAGCAGCAGUAACUACAUGGACUGCGUCUCCUCAGCCAUGGGCUCCAACGGCUGCAGCCUGAGCUCCUCGGCCAAGGGUUCGGACCUGCCCGAGCUGUUCAGCAAACUGGGCCUGGGGAAGUACACCGACGUCUUCCAGCAGCAGGAGAUCGACCUGCAGACGUUCCUGACGCUGACGGACCCAGAUCUGAAGGAGCUUGGCAUCACCACGUUCGGUGCUCGGAGGAAGAUGCUGCUGGCUAUUUCAGAAUUAAAUAAGAACCGGAGGAAACUCUUUGAGGCUCCGAACAUCCGCUCCUCCUUCCUGGAGGGAGGGGCUAGCGGACGGCUGUCCCGCCAGUUCCACUCCGACAUGGCCAGCGUCAGCGGCCGCUGGUAGGCCUCUUGGACCCCCCCCCACCACCCACCCACCCCCCCCACCUCCAGCUGUGACGGUCUGAGUCACGAGCGCCAUGGUAACCCUGCUUGACACUCUUGAGUCCCAUUCCUGGCCAACUAACCAAAGGUGACCAAAGGAAUAAAGAAGCCAAAUAGACGAGGAGGAAGACGAGGGCUCGCUGGCCUGUGGUGGAUCGGAGAGGCACCUGCAGGACGAGGGAAUCCCAGGAGGGAACAGUCGCUGCUACUCCUGUAAAGCCAUGCACCGAGCAGCCAGCGGGACUCUGCUGAAGCCAUGUGCAGUCUUAGCUGUUUAUAUUAGGCCUGUGCACUUUAGGAACACUUGAUUCCUUGCCCCUUGGAAGGGUUUUUUUUUUGGGGGGUGGGGGUGGAUCUGCUGACCAAUAGAGCUUGGAUACCAAGUCAAAUACAAGCACUGCGUGGUGUGUGUGUGUGUGUGUGUGGAGCAGCAGGUGCUGAACAUCAUUUGAAAUCCCAGCGUUAUCAGGAGUGGACAGACGUGGGGUAGAGAUCUGACUCUCAGCAGGUAUUGGUCUGUGUUGCCGUGCUGCAGAACAACCUGUUGCCUGUCUGACACGCAUCUCUUUGGUUUGUGUCUGAAUUUUCUGUGCUAACAUCAAUUUGAAUGUCACUUUUUGUUUAAAACAUUUAAAAUUUUUAUUUUACCUUUUUUUUAUGAGAGGCUAGGUUGUGUUGGGCCCAGAAUCAGUUCAACUGCAUUGCACCUAAAAUUGUAUUUAAAAUUUUUUUCCCCAUUUUUUAUCAAAUUAUUUUUUUAUUUCAUUACAAGUGAUCACUGAUUGUGAUGGUGUGAGGAGCAAAAAAAAACUGUUACAAUGUAUAACAUAAAGUUGAAAACACAAGGUGCUGCAGUUAUAAUUAUUUUAGGGCCUUGGUGUUGUCAGUUUUUUUUUUUUCCUUCUGACGAUGACGUAUUGAGAAUUAGAAACGGAACGAGGUGCGUCAGUGGGGGGCUUGUUGGGGGACUGAUUGUCUGUGGGACCCUCACUGCCGUCCAUAAGGCCCCUACGCCGUGUUAUCCUUACCGCCUAGUCUCCAGGCAACCAGCCGCUGUGGCCGGAGUGUUGCUGCGAAACCCGCUAGCGCUGCGGGGCAGGCUGCGGCGGUGUUCUCUUCGGUAGUCACUGAGACAGGCUCAGCCGCUCCCGUGGCUAUCCAUCUGCUGCUCUCCUGUUUUCUGAAAACAGCCAGUCUGCGGAGCGCGUAGCUAAACCUGCCUUCUGUGUUAAUGUGUGAAGUAUGCCUUCCGCGUUAACACGGAGGAGAUAAAGCCCUUCACAUUGUUAGACUUGGUGGGCAGCCGCACACAGACAUGGAUGAAAUGCGCUGAAACCACGCACGCAUUCCUCAUACUCCAUUUUGUGUGUGUCUGGAAUGCUAGUUUAAGUGCCUGUUAUGCUUACGUGAUCAUUGGAGACUCCGGCUGAAGGGUAAACUAUCAGGACCCAGGGUAAGCAGUGUUUAUAAGACGGAUGUGCCGGCCUAUAUCGCCAUAGAAACAUUUACAGGGACUUCUGUGACUCAUCACUGAGUUCCUUGCAUGUGCAGUGCGUAUAUCAGGUCAUUUCCUGUCUUGUCUUCUAAAAGACAGGAAGUGGCGGCUGGCACAGCUCAAGCUCACAAGGAAUGCAGACAAAGUCUGCAACAUGUGCACACUAACAGAAACAAAAACCAGGUUUGUGUGUUAAGAUACAGGUAAAUAGUUUUUAUUGUAUUUAUCGUUUAUGUUAUUCAAUAGCUGGACUGGACAGUUCUGUCUACAAUCUGAAAAACCGCAGAAUUCCUGUUCGGUUUCAUCUGUGAUCGUCUGAAUAGGGCCAUUCCUGUCCAGAAUCUGUGUUUCUUUCAUGGCCCAAGGUUUCUGCUAAUCUUUUGCCGAAAUUCUGCAAUCCACUGGGGAUGGAAUGACUAUGGUGAGAGAACCAGGUAUAAUGGUGUACAGAAAGCAUUAUUCUUGUGUUUUUUUUUUAAAUAUAUAAAAUGUGCCUUUGCCAAAAUAGUCUUCUAAUCCAUCAGUUGACAGUUUUAUAUUCUGAAUGAUCUUACAGGUUUCCCUGAUUAGCUUUACGUUUUACCAUUAUUUUUUUCCAAAGAUAAUCAACUGUACAAUGUUUUAUAGGGAUACAAAGGGAGACGUGAAGACUGUGCACUGCGUUCAGAUGGCAGGAUGUUUAAAAUUCAGCCGACACCGAAGUAUUGUUACUUUAACUAUCGUUUGUAAUGUGUGUAAACCUGUGUGGUGUAAUCAUCUCCACAAAUACGAAUGUUAAGUAUUGUUUCUAGUGAGAGAAAAUAGAUACAGUUUUAAUAGAACUGCACAAAAGAGUGACCUUAAUCUGGUCCGUUUUGCUGUGGCUGUUGAGCUGAAGAGCACAUUAAUUGUUGGCCUCUUGCAGCCCAAUUGUUCAAAUGUACGUGUUGUGUUUCAUUUCUGUUAGUGAAAUAAAUCUCCCUACUGUAUAGGGACCAAAUAAUGGUAGGCCACUUUAUCUAAAGUGACUUUAUUGGGAUGUGUUCCAGCUGUGAUUCUGUUGUAGAAUUCAUUAUGACCGACCCCUCCCCCCCCCCAAAGAGGAGGAUUCUGGGAAAGGUUCAUGUUUGUGUUUAGUUUUUUUUUCCGGACCUUGCCACAGUUAAGCAGCACUGAAUGGCAUUAGGAAUGCCUCGUUUAGUGAAGGACCACUUUUUUUUUUUUUUUUGAGAAGGACACGGGGCACAUAUGGGGGACCCCCGGAAAGGUGGGCUUGUGGCUGUGGCAGGGGUGCUUCUGAAAGCAGAUCUGCGCACAAGACGCCUGGGUCAGCCGCCCAAGCCUCACUUAGCCCAGGGGACUGCGGUCCUGCUCCUGGAGAGCCACAGGCUCCGCUGGCUUUUGUUGUUACCCUACACUUAAUUAACCAAUCAGAGCAGCCGAUUACACAGUUACCUCACUUCACCGGGUUACAUGGGUCUGAAUCCGAUGCUGAUUUUAGGGUGAAAACAGAAAGCCAGUGGAGCAUGCGGCUGCCCUGGACCAGGGUUAUUGACCCCAAAUCAGUCAGUGACCAAUGAGGGCAGACUGCCUGAGGAUGACACUCGGAUGAAGCCGUAUUCUGUGGUGUCUGUGCGCUCUAAAACGAUGAGCUUUUUUUGUGUUAACGAAAGUUUGUAAACUCAUUGAAUAUUUAGCUCCAGGUUUGGUGCCUUAUUAUAAAAUAAUAAACCAGUAGGAAGUUC
Anguilla rostrata (American eel) is the source of this 6477-nucleotide messenger RNA. RefSeq names its product protein bicaudal C homolog 1-like. The transcript is spliced from 21 exons. NCBI's taxonomy places the organism in Eukaryota, Metazoa, Chordata, Actinopteri, Anguilliformes, Anguillidae. Gene Ontology annotation, molecular function: RNA binding; protein binding. The coding region runs from base 314 to 3220 and encodes 968 amino acids. The record is from RefSeq and is a predicted model, not a curated record. Gene Ontology annotation, cellular component: cytoplasm.